CUACCACCGCUUCGGAAGCUCUAACCAAAUCUCAUUUUCACCUCUCUACGACUGUUUUUUUGGUUGAUUUGAUUUGCAGAUUGUUUAAUCUCGGAUCGUUUGUGUGCUUGUUCUCGUAUAUUUCUGUGAUUGAUUUCUUAAGAUGGAUGCGAUUGUCUCUAAAAUGGGAGAGCCGAGGAAUUCCGAUUCCAUGGAGAAGCGACCGUGUAAACGCCGAAAAAUCGAAUCGGAGAAUCGAAUGCCGGAUAUUCAUGGCGCCGAAUCCACGGAUUUGAUAACACGGUGGAGAACAGAGUUGGAGCAGUAUAUUUACUCUUCAAAACUAGUUCAGGCUCUCCAUCGAAUCAGCCAGAAAUCCGCAUUACCGCUGGCGAGAUCUUCGAUUAACGGCCGGAAAGUACGCGAUACGGCGGAUCGAGUUCUCGCCGUUGCCGCUAAAGGCAAGACGCGGUGGAGCAGAGCGAUCUUGUCAAAUCGACUGGAUCUCAAACUCAAGAAGCAAAAGAAGGUGAAACCGGCCGGAAACUGCAGGUGGACGAAGAAAUUGGAAGUACCGAAGACGAGGAAAUUGCCGGCGGUACAGCGAAAAGUUCGAACUCUCGGCCGCCUGGUUCCCGGCUGCCGGAAAAUCUCAUUCCCGAACCUCCUUGAAGAAGCUACAGAUUACAUCGCCGCUCUACAGAUGCAGGUCCGCGCCAUGACAGCCGUUGCCGAGAUUCUCGCCGGUGCUCCGGCCGAUCGUCAAAACUUCAGAACGAACUCGUAGAAGCCAGGUCCAAGGCUUGGAAUGCCAGGUGUUUUUUUUUUUGUUAUGAAAUAUUUUAUUGUACACAUUUUAAUCUCUUCGUUUUUUUGUUUUGAAUUUGUUGAUUGAGAAGGGGUACCUAAUGCUGAUUCUCUUAAUAUAAUUAGAGAAGAAAAAUGAGCAGCAUGAAAUUAGUGAAUUAGAGUUUAUUUUAUUUCUUUUCUGUUCCUAUUCAACAUUGUUCAUACUUCAUAGUGAAAUAUUGAAACAACAAUUUGAAAGUGUUUUUAGA
Molecule: messenger RNA, 1037 nt
Organism: Cucurbita maxima (winter squash)
Lineage: Eukaryota; Viridiplantae; Streptophyta; Magnoliopsida; Cucurbitales; Cucurbitaceae
Product: transcription factor bHLH149-like
Exons: 1
Coding region: 143-766 (207 amino acids)
Biological process (GO): regulation of DNA-templated transcription
Molecular function (GO): protein dimerization activity
Source: RefSeq, a predicted model, not a curated record